AUGGAGCAACCUCCGCCGCCACUUCUGGAUCCUGCGACAUUCCCGGCGACAAAGUCGAAGGACAAAUUCACUUGCGAUUGUGACAGUUGCCGUGCGUCAGGGGCUCCGCGUGGUUUUCGAACGGCUAGAGCCUUGGCCGAACAUCGACGUCAGACUGUUGCACCUCAUUUGACGAAUCUUCCUGUCAACUCGGCGACUCGGACAGAGAAUGCGCUGAGCCAGUCCCGCGUUCUCGCUGCUGCCGCCGCAGUUCACGAACGAGAGCAGGCGAGAAUCCGAGAGAGGGCUGAGAUCGGCGCCGCCUUGCCUCCACCGAUACGGGUCGAAGGAUUGUCCACGCACAUGCAGCACAAGUAUAAGGCGGUGGCUGCAAUAUCAUUAGAGACAGAAAAAGUGGCGGAACUGCGCGUUGCAGCGGAUGAACUGUGCCCUCCCCAGCCAGGCUUGAACCUGGCAGCGUUGGAAGUCGGUAUCGGACAGAUCGAUCGCCACCUCGCCAAAGUACGCCAGCUUCAGACCCGUUUCCGAGAAGCCUCCAAUGCCCAUAAGGAGGCGGCAGCACAAUCGCUGAUUCAUCAAGCAAUGCACAAGCUAGAUGGAAUAUGGAACGACGCCAUGACCAUCAAGCGAUCCUGGGAGGACGCCUCGGCAUGCAUGAAGCCAAGUCGCGACGACCUUGAAGACAUCACUUUUGAAACCGGCCAUUAUCACGAGCCCCUCUUUCGCGAUGUCGCAGUGUGGAUGCAAAUGAUCUUUUAUUUGAUUGUUGUUUGCUCCACGCUUUUGCACAUCUCUCGCCGAGGUUGUCUCUGGGUCAUGAUGUCGACCCAGGAUAUUGUUCGCCGUGGGCUCGGACCUGUCAAUGAUCCUACUCGCCAAGAGUUCAAAGACGUCCCAACUAUGCAAGAACACUUCAAUUUGGACACAGCAUAUACCAUUCAUGCGUCCUGCCCUGCAUGCCAUCACACACAUCGACCGGAGGGCGAGGGACCGGGCAUGAUCUAUCCUUCGAUAUGUGUGAAGCGGGAUAGGCAAGGUCGCAAAUGCAACACGCCCUUGCUACAACCACGACAUGCCUACGGUCGUGAAACCGCGGUACCUAUCCGGCCCUUCAUUGAAUUCCACUUCAUCGACUGGCUGGCUCGCUUCCUCGCUCAUCCCGGCAACGAGAAGAAAAUGGACAAGAGCUGGGAUCGCCUGAAUGCGGAACCUGUUGACCUCAGUGAUGUUCUAGACGGGUCUUUUGUCCGCAACUUCAAGGGCCCUGACAAGGCGCACCACUUCAUUGACGACUGGCCUUUGAGGACGGACGGAGAAUGGCAAGCCGCAGCUCAGGCGUAUCGGAGCGCGGCCCACCCGACGCAGGCGCAGGCCUGUUUCAACUGUACCGGAGUACGCACUUCGGAGUUCCUCCGAUUGCCAUACUAUGAGCCGACGAAGAUGAUUGUGGUCGAUCCUAUGCACAACCUCUUCCUCGGUCUCCUUCACGAGACUUUCCGUAGAGUCCUUGGGUUCUCGGAGAAAGCUGAUGAUGGUCCUGCCGUGCACAGACUGUCGAUAUCUCUCAGUCCCACCGACUUCCUGGUCUCUGAGAAACACACAAGCCAAGUAAAGGAUGCGAUUCGGUUUCUCGAGACGAUCUCGAAUGCCGACCUGAAAUACGACGACGAGGAAGCCGAACUCCACAAGAAGUUGGUUACCUUAUCAAAGGCUGCGCUUGUGCACGUUACCCAGGGUCUAGGCUGUCCUAUAGAGUGUGAAGUGCCCGCCUUACCAAACUCUCUCCAUCAAUCGUCAAGGAAAGCUCUUACAAAAUCGAAACUUGUCGACAGGCUCAUCAAUUGGCGCCGCAAGCAGACAGAAACUGCGCCCAUUAUGGAUGAUGGUCAACUCGAAAUCGGUCAUGUCAUUACCAAAGGAGAGAUGAAAGCACUGUGGGCAGAUAUCGCUGCUUUAUCAGGUGAAUAUGAAAUUACCAUAGGAAGGCGGUAUCAACAGAUGGCCAACGUCUAUCGACUGGAGAGUAGCGCCGUGUUUCCCGUUGCGAAUGAGCUGAAGUCGAGAUUCGAUCAAAUUUUUCGUGGGGUAUCCGCCGCGAAGUCAGGGGGCUCCAAGCACCCCGCCACACUCAACGAUUGCGCUUCCGCUUUCCGUCGGUCGAACAUCGCACUUCCUCUCACAAACCGGACAUUCAGCAAUGUCAAGUACAAGGGCCUUUCGUAUUCGACCCGACUGAAGCACCGCGGUAACAGCUCAAUAUACUACACGAAGGGCGGUACACGUCAACCCCUGGCCAUUGAGCACAUCAUCCAGUCUUUGGCUGGGGCCGAGCCAGUGUAUAUUGUGUGUCGUCCGUAUCGGCCACUUUGCCUGCUUCAAGAUCCAUUCUUGAAGUAUCCAGACUUCGGUGGGAAGAUCUGGAGCCGUGACCUAGAAGCUGACGAUAAGGGUGUCGUACUCACUCUUGAGCAGAUCGAAGGGCAUUUUGCCAGUUGCGACUUGAAAGGACUUGCAACUGUUGAUGGGUCGUUUUGUGAAGGCAUGGUUGUCGUUCCAUUACGAAAGUCCCUUGCUACCGACUCGUGCUUCGUCGGGGCAGUAGAUGACCGAGAGGAGGAUGACGAUGGUGAUGUAGAAAUGAGCAUAGAUUGA
This is a messenger RNA of Mycena citricolor, 2652 nucleotides long. The record is from the annotation of a GenBank genome assembly. NCBI's taxonomy places the organism in Eukaryota, Fungi, Basidiomycota, Agaricomycetes, Agaricales, Mycenaceae.